Molecule: messenger RNA, 5582 nt
Organism: Corythoichthys intestinalis (scribbled pipefish)
Lineage: Eukaryota; Metazoa; Chordata; Actinopteri; Syngnathiformes; Syngnathidae
Product: sorting nexin-19-like
Exons: 14
Coding region: 139-3069 (976 amino acids)
Cellular component (GO): intracellular membrane-bounded organelle
Molecular function (GO): phosphatidylinositol binding
Source: RefSeq, a predicted model, not a curated record
CGAUCCCGGAAGUAAACAGCUCACGUGACGUUUUGUUGAUAGAAAUCUUGAAAAAACUCGGGUGGGAAUUGAUCGAUUUUAUUGAUGCUACCACUUACCAAGGUCUAAUGCAUGUGUGACUAGCCCUCUCACAGUGUCAUGGCAGAGGUGCUGGGACAGUGGUGUUUAUUUGGCCUUGGUGUCUUGUUGGCUUGGCUUGUUCUUUUCCAUCUGCUUGUCAACAUCUGGCUGUUGUGCGUGUUUACCAGCCUCCUGGUUGUACUUGGGGGCUGGUUGGGCUCACAGGCCAUCUUGGAAUCCAACAGUGUAAUUCACCUGGAGCGAUUUAUCACUCUGGGACAGAUUUCUUCCUCCAUGAAGGAUGAACAUGAUUUGGACCAAGAAAUCCACAAUUCAGUGAGAAAGAUUAUCAGGGAUUUUGUUUCCUCUUGGUACUCGGCUGUGUCCUCCGAAAGUGGCUUUGAAAAAGAAGUUCAAGAGGCCAUGAUUUCCAUGGGCAUGGAGUUAAAGAUGCGUGCAAAGCAAUUGGACAGAAAGAAACUAACCCAGAGGAUCUUGGAAAUGUUUGGCUGCCAUCUGCAGGACUACCUUCGAGCCAAGGAGCUUGUUGCCCAGCAGCAAAUGUCUCCAACUACAAAAGGGAAUAAUGAGAGGGGAAAGUUGUGGUUGGCAUAUUCCAGAGUUACUACACCUCACUGUGUUAUGACCAGUGAGACAGUGGAAGUCAAUUACACUAGAUCACUAGUGGACUUAUUGCUGCACGUUUUGGUUCCCGCGCCUCACUUAGAAACGGACACCGGGCGAUUUGUUGUGAGAGAGCUAAUCACCUGCAAUGUCCUACUCCCUCUUUUUGAUAAAAUAUCUGACCCUGAUUGGCUGAAUCUUUUCUUAAUAGACAUAAUUGACAGUUCUAAUAAAGCCGACGAACUGAGUGGAGAAGAUAUUCUGGAUUUGUCCUUACCACUUCCCCGUGCGGAACUGGACUUUAGUCUGGCCCAAGAGACCACAUUCAAGCACCAAAACAAUGCUGACGCCCCUCAUCCAACAGCUCAAAUAGAAAGAGACAAUUAUGUUGAGAUGGUCACUCCUCAACACUCAACGCAGGAUGUGGAACAUUCAGAGGUUGACUGUCAACAGAAUAAUAUCGAAGAAGAAACCCUGAAAAAUUCUGUACGUGGAAUCACCUCGAAUCCGUUUUACCAAGAAAAUGAUUCUGACUUGGACUCUCCAUUAGCGGACAACAGAGGGAGUUCCGUUGACUCUCUGGUCAUGAUAGGACAAGAGGAUGAUUUGUAUGACCAACAGAAAGAAUUUGGAACUGAGAGCAGUAAUGGUAACGACUUGGAGGGUCUUUGCCCUGAUCAACUAGAUGCCUUCUGUCCUAGAGUCUUAGUACAUUCAGAGACAUAUGAGCCUACAAAUGGCUCACUGGAAAGAACAACAAGGAACAUUCCCAUCAGGAGCCAGCAGAACUUGGAGAGUGAUGUCAGCUUCUCUUCAACAAACCAAGCAAGGGGGCUUCCUUUGGUUGUUGAACCCAUCGGGAAUGCAAAUGAUUUGACUGUCAUGAGCCCAUUGCAUGGUUCUUCCCCAUUGCCUUCAUUCAGUUUUGAGCCACUAAGUAGCCCCGAUGGACCAAUCAUUAUCCAAAACCUUCGUAUCACCGGCACUAUUACAGCUAAGGAACACCGAGGCACCGGCUCACACCCUUACACUCUUUACACAAUCAAGUAUGAGACCGCAAUGAGUUGUGAGAACCCUGGGCGUAUUCAUCCAAACUCAGAGGAUGGGGACACAUUGCACUCAGGUUUUGAAAGUCCAUCUUCUGUUCAACCAGUUGCCUAUCACAUGGUCAACAGACGUUACAGUGAAUUUCUUAACCUACAAGCACGUGUGGAAGAAAGAACUGAACUAAAGAAACUCAUCAAAGGUGUCAAAGGUCCAAAGAAAAUAUUCCCAGACAUGCCCUUUGGAAACAUGGACAGUGAGAAGAUAGAGGCCAGAAAAGGAAUGCUUGAGACCUUUCUGAAGCAUCUUUGUGCUAUUCCUGAAAUAGCCAACAGUGAACAGAUGCAGGAGUUCCUGGCUCUAAAUACAGAUGCCCGGAUUGCCUUUGUCAAGAAACCUUUUAUAGUUUCACGCAUUGACAAGAUUGUGGUGAAUGCAAUUGUGGACACACUGAAGACAGCAUUUCCUCGUUCAGAGCCUCAGAGCCCAACUGAGGAAAAUGAAGGAGAGGUGGAUGGGGGAAAACCUAUUACUGACAAAAAGAGCAAAUCCCGUCUGAAAUUCUCCAGCAAAAACAUCCCAUUUUUGAAUGGCUCAGAUAUCGAACAACCUGUGUUGUUUAGCUUGGAGCAAACCCAUACUAUGUUUAAUGGAAUGUCUUUGGAGGAUCUGCAAAAUUUUAUAUACAAACAAGAGAAUCUGUCUAUCACUUUAACACCAAAUUGUGCGGAAGGUCCAACCAUGACACAAUACGGACAUUGCCAGCAAGACUGUACCAUUGGAAAAGAAAGUCAAGGAAAUGCUGGCACAGGUGCAGCUGAGAUGGAAUUGGCUGACGUAGCAUUGAACAUCCUGUGUCUGCUCAUGAGAGAACAGUGGAGCUGGCUGUGCACUGAGAACAUUCAAAGGACCAUCAGACUGCUAUUUGGAACCCUAAUUAACAGAUGGCUGGAUGUGAGUGUGGCCAAUCUGACCAGUACUAGAUACUGGGUCCAUUACCUUCAGGUCAUCCAGGAGUCUGUGUGGCCAGGAGGAGUUUUGCCUGCAUCGCCUCAAACAGAACGAAGUCGGCAGCAGAAGGACAACACCAAGAAACAAGCCUUGUAUUGUCUGAUGAGUCUAUUGCCAGACUUAAUCACAGACUUGCUCAACUCAGACAAGUACAAAUUCAGUUGGCAGACUGUUCUUGAUUCUUUCCAAGACCCCAACAUUAACAGACACUUGGUUUACUGCAUUUGUGACCUUCUAUUGGAGUUCCUGGUUCCUGAAUUACCUGAGAAAAGCUUUCAAAGGAGUUUACUACAGAGCCUCUCAAAAAACCCAGAAAAACUCUUAGCGUGAGGUAACAACCCAAGCGGAGCAUUACACAUGAUUGCCUCAACAAUGUUGACCCAAAUUUUUUUUUCAGUAUAAGAUGCACUCUGGAAAUUUGGUUGCGGCGCUGAAACCACUCAGUAAAAUCAUGUAGUUGUGACAUCAACAUAUUGUACUUAAAACUAAUGAUAAAAGACCCAUCGAAUUUAAACAGAAAGACAACACCAUGUAUGUCCUUUAUGUGAAAGACAGUUGCUCAAAGAACCUAAAGAUGCUAAAUAAAUUUAAGCCUCUAAUAAUGGAUUAACGCAGCCAUUGCUGUGACAAAUGACAACAGUUAUACAAAAACGCUGAUAGACUUGAACACAGGUAGAAAGAAGGUACCAAGAAAACAGUCACACAUUAAUUAGUUUUCUCCAUCUGAGACAGACAAACCCCAGACACAUUUUGUUAACAUGUCAUUAAUAUGUCAUUAACUUUUUUUUGCGGUUUAAGUCGAGGCCAAAGUCAGUAUUGCUUUAUAGAUAGCAGUGUUAUGUCAGGAGAACCCUGAAUCACCCUUUAACAUUUCCUGAUUGAAAUCCGUUAUCAUGUGAAGUAAAUGUAUAAUAAAUUAACCACAGAAUGUGGAUUGUUACUAUAAUACCAUAAAGCACCAAUUAAUAUGGAUUACAACCCGCACAAAUGGAAAACCAAGUACAAGUGUUAUCAGAAAGAUGAAGAAUGAUAACACACUGGUUGAACUAAAUCAAGCAUGAUGAUUGUUCAUUGUUUUUGUGUUAUGUUAUUUUUUUCUCUAUCUACUAUGGGUCAGUGACAAAGAUGAUAUGUGCCAGUAAUAUCCUCUCUCUGGUGAGGUACUUGUUUCCCCCUUAUAAAUGCUGUACAGGAUCUUAAUGAAGUAAAACAAAGUGCCCAUAUGUGACUAAUCAUAAAGUAGUAUGUUCAAUAAUAAUAAUAAUGAUGAUGAUAAUAAUAAUUAUAAUAAUAAGAAUAAUGUGUUAAUUAAUGUAAGAUUGGAAUAAAUGAAUGAUUGUCUCGCUAAAUAUAAACUAUAUAGUCAAGGAAAAUAUAUUUAUUAUAGCUUUGCUUUAGGUGCAAUGUUUUUGAAUGCCAAAAUACACUGUAUCGUACGUCAUUCUAAGAUAUACAGUAUCUAAACCACAAUAUUGCAACAUUUAAUGGAAAGUUGCACUCAGUCUACAUCCCAACAAAGAUAUGUACUAGUCACACUGGUCUUAAUUUAUUGAUUUUCAACUUUCAUUCACACCAUUUUGAGCACUUUAAUAUCAUCACUUAUGUGGGUGACAUGCCAACUAUUUGCUAAUAUGUUGCUUGCAGCUCAUGUUUUUCUGUCUGGUAAAAUUGUGUAAAUGUAUGUUUUGCUUGCUGUGUAUUGCUUUAAAAUAAAUGCUUGUUUCUGAGCAUAUUUAAUUAUAAAAAAGAAAUAAAGUUAUAUAAAUGGCUUAUUGAUUCAUCAUAUGUGCUCUGAGUUCGACACCAUAUCACUGCUCAUGUCCAAAAACAGUGUUGAUAUCUCACGCGGUAAUUUCGCCCUCUUCCUUGAAAUAAUAAAAGUCGCUGCUUUAUUUUGCAACAAUGAAAAAUAAAUGCAUUUUUGCUUGGGACUUUGUUUCCUGGCCGCGGCAAGGUCUGUCUUUUGCGCAACACGAUGGCAAUAGAUAAUUGUGAAAACUGCUAUUGAGCUUUCCCUCCACUCCCACCCUGGUCCACGGGAAAAUUUUCAUUAAUUUGUAACCCGUCCACAAUGAUAAAAAGGCUAGGGACCACUGCACUAUGUGACUGGGGUCCCCAAAACUUUUUCUCUGGCAGCCACAUUAUUGCUCCGUUUGUGAUGGAGGGCGGGAGUUGUGUAGGCUGUACGGUAUAGAAUUGUAUGACGCAAACCAAAAUGAGCACAGCACCAGCAGGCCUCAUUGUGUAGUAGAAUUAUCCUAGCACAGCAAUCCACAAUACUCUAUGAACCCCUAAUUCCAUAAUUCUGGAGGUAGUGGCACCAGAGGCAUUCAUGGUAACACUGUAAGUUACGACGACGAUUGCCUCAUAGGGCCAGUUCAAGAGUUGAGGGGCAAGGGGUGCCGGUCAGAGUCAUGGUGGUCAGCCUGGGGGCCAAGUUUAAAAUACACUACUAUAAGACUUAAAAUAUAUAGUCAAUGACUUUUUCACAUGACUUACUGAGAUGGCUUUGGCUGAAAGCCAAGGUCGAUUCCAUCAUCUCCAAAAAGGAUUCUAAAUCCCUAUAUGGUCCUAUUGUCUCCAAAAUUGUGGUACGCUGUAAAUCUGGUGCCAAAGAGCAAGUAUGGUGACGAGAAAAUGAAUUUGUGUGAUCCGUUAGUGCUGAAUAAUGAAAAGAAGCAAAGCAACAUUUUGCACUUUAAUUUGAAUGAUUUAGCAGAUUCAUCACAUGUAGGGAUGCAGCUAUCGAAUAUUUUAGUAAUCGAGUAAUCGACUGAAAAUUCUAUCGAUUAAUCGAGUAAUCGGAUAAAACAAAUAUAUUUUUAGGUGAAGAGCAAUUAUAC